AUGAGGCUGUGGGGCAGAGCUACAGCUGUCCGGAGGAGGAUGCUCUGCCUCUGGCUACUGCUCCUCGGGUUCGCCCUGGUUACUCUGGUGCUCUCGGACCUCUUUAAUCGGGACCGGGACCACAGUCAUCAGAAACCUAGCCCUCCCCGCCGCCCACUCCAGCGCAUCCCUAGUGCACCGGACCUGGAGGUCAUCGUGGACUCCCGGGAUCCUGCAUUAGAGCUCGGUGUUGAUAUCGCACCGCUAAAAUCUCUGCAAGAAGACCAGCUGUUGUUCGUGCCAUCGACGCAGGGCACCAAGAAUCCUCCCCAGAAGAAGGGGAGUUACAAGGUGCUUCUGCCUGGAGCAAACAAAGAUACCCGCGCCACCAUGCCUCCGACGCACGGUGAAAUGGGGAAAGCAGUGCGGCUACACCUGGAGGGUAUUGAGAGGGAUAGGGAGCUUUCUGCGGUGCAGAAAUACGGUUUCAACGAGCUGGUCAGCGAGAGGAUUUCACUGCAUCGCAGGCUGCCUGAGGCGCGCCACCCUGAGUGUUUGAGGGAGCAGUACAGCGAGUCGCUACCGUCAGCCAGCGUUGUUAUCUGUUUCCACGAUGAGGCUUGGUCCACGCUCCUGCGCACCGUGCACAGCGUGCUGGAUACUGCACCCAAACACUAUCUGCAGGAGGUUCUGCUGGUGGACGACCUGAGCCAGCACGGUCACUUGAAGAGUGUGUUAAGUGAGUAUGUGUCUCAUCUGGAAGGGGUGCGUUUGAUUCGCAGUACCAGGCGCUUGGGCGUUGGAGGGUGCCGUACUCUGGGUGCUGCCAGAGCUGAAGGGGAGGUGCUGGUGUUCAUUGACUCCCACUGUGAAUGUCAAAAGGUCUGGCUGGAACCACUGCUGGAGAGAGUAGCACAGGACAGGACUAGAGUGGUGUCCCCCAUCAUGGAUGUGAUAGACUGGCAGACCUUUCAGUACAAUGCCACCCAGUGGCCAGUUAGGGGAGUGUUCGACUGGAGACUUGACUUUUAUUGGGAAUCUAACCCUCAGCUGCAAGAUAAGAACCCAGACUCAGCUGUUCAGCCUGUAAGGAGCCCAGCUUUAGGAGGCGGAGUUGUGGCCAUCGACAGACACUUUUUCCAGAGCGUGGGAGCCUACGACCCGGGGAUGCUGCUGUGGGGGGAGGAACAAAUUGAGCUGUCAAUCAGGGUGUGGUCAUGCGGGGGCUCCAUGGAGGUGGUUCCCUGCUCCCGUGUGGCCCACCUUGACCACCACCACCCGCCUUACCGCUUCCCAGACCAGGAGCUGCUUCAGAGGAAUAAGAUCCGGAUCGCAGACACGUGGAUGGAUGCAUACAAGAAGAUCUUCUAUCGGAGAGACACUCUUGCUCAUUUCAUCAGGCAGUCUGAGAGCCCUAACAUCACAGAGCGUCUGCGGCUUAAGAGGAGUCUGGGCUGCAGGAACUUCCACUGGUACCUGACUACAGUUUAUCCACAACUUUACAUCCCCCAGGACAGACCUGCACUGUCAGGCGAGCUGUACAAUGUCGGCACUGGCAGCUGUGCAGACUACCCCCGAGGGCAUGGACUGCAGGGUGGGGCCAUGAACGUAGCACCAUGCAGUGGGACGGGCAGCCAGCACUGCGAUCUAAACUCUGAGUUGGAAGUGCGAUGGGGUCCCAUGGGGGCUUUGUGUUUGGACGCCAUGGGAGAGAGGGUGGUUUUAUCUCCGUGUCCCCCACACCGACCAACGACCAGCAGACUCCAGUGGAAGUUCAUAAAGCUGAGCGGUCAACUUGUUCACCAACAGUCCCAGUUAUGUCUGGAGGCUGUAAAAGAAGGAGGGCUUCCACAAAGCAGCCCAAGAGAAGUCAGCACCAACACAGGAGGUCUCUUCCUGCGCCCCUGCACCCAUCAUCCCAAACAACAGUGGCACUUUGAGCAGUUAGUAGCUCCUAAAGGUGCCUGAUACAGAAAGCACAAAGAGAUGGAUGGAUUUGCAAGGUGUCAA
Micropterus dolomieu (smallmouth bass) is the source of this 1989-nucleotide messenger RNA. Its product is annotated as polypeptide N-acetylgalactosaminyltransferase 15-like. The record is from RefSeq and is a predicted model, not a curated record. Gene Ontology annotation, cellular component: Golgi apparatus. The coding region runs from base 1 to 1947 and encodes 648 amino acids. The transcript is spliced from 10 exons. Lineage: Eukaryota; Metazoa; Chordata; Actinopteri; Centrarchiformes; Centrarchidae.